AUGUCCUCCUCACAACUUCCCCGCCAGCGCCGACGACGUCUGACCACCUGUCUUUGCAGUCCGCCAUCAACCUCGCCGCCAACCACCCAGGUCAGGUUUCCCGAGCAGCAGCAGCAACAGCAGCAACCGCUCCAAAAAUUCCGAUCCUAUUCGGCGCGCAAGACUGUCACUGGGAAGAUUCCGGUCCUUUUACAGGGGAGAUAUCCCCCCUGCGUCCUCUCUGAGAUCGGGUGCAGCAUAGUCGAAAUCGGUCACGCCGAGCGCCGUCGGUAUUUCGGGGAGACGGAUGAGAUCACAAGCAAGAAAGCUCAAGCGGUGGUACGAAACGGGAUGAUUCCCCUCAUCUGCGUCGGAGAGGGUGAACCCGGUGGCACGGCGGGCAAGAUAGAAGAAGCACAGGAAGAAGUGGUGAGGCAGGUAGAGAAGUGCUUGGAGGGAGUUGACCCCACAAAAGAAGUUUGGUUAGCAUAUGAACCUGUUUGGGCGAUUGGGGCAAAAGAACCAGCGGGAGUGGAACAUGUGAGGGGGGUGGUGAGGGCUAUGCGGCAGGGUCAAGUUGUGAGAGAGAGGAAGGAGAAGGGUGGGGAGAUGAGGAUUAUGUAUGGAGGGAGUGCUGGGCCGGGGUUGUUUGGACAACUGAAAGAGGAUGAGGAUGGGGUGGAUGGGUUGUUCUUGGGCAGGUUUGCGCAUGAGGAGGGACAGUUUUGGAAAACGAUUUGUGAGGUAGCCGAGGUUGAAUUCAAGGAGGGAAGUAAGAACUAA
This is a messenger RNA of Sordaria macrospora k-hell, 762 nucleotides long. The record is from RefSeq and is a predicted model, not a curated record. Lineage: Eukaryota; Fungi; Ascomycota; Sordariomycetes; Sordariales; Sordariaceae.